UUGUCACCCGCACUUUUUUUCUAGACACUCGUCGCGAGUCACCCUGCUCCUGACCUCUCUCAUCUCCUCUGUCGCGACGGGACCCAUUCGGGCUGUCAAAAAAAGUUUUCUUUGCGCAACUCCGAUCGUUUUUACGCCGUCCGAUUUAGGCAAAAUUUUCACACAUCGGCCUUUUCACAGCCAGCGAUGAUAUGUGUGCCGACCAUGACGGAUCAGCAGAAGACAAUCCUCCGGUUCCGAACGGCGUCUGCCGUGCGCCUCUGACCACUUCUUCUCCCAACGGCCCUAGUCUAUUGUCUCCGGCGACUCGCGCUGUCGCAACCAGCUCGACCGCUCCUAGGAGGAAACCGACCACCCUGAAGGCGUUCUCGCCGAACCAAGUCCCCGAUUCCAUUCUGAACGAUCCAAAACUCCUUGAGGCACUUCGCGUAUUGCCCUCCAACUACAAUUUCGAAAUACCAAAAACCAUAUGGCGAAUUCGCAGAUGUAACGCAAAAAGAGUGGCGCUACAAUUUCCUGAAGGUCUGCUGAUGUUCGCUUGCACCAUCGCUGAUAUUUUAGAGAAGUUUUGCGCACCAGCUCUAGAGGACGUUGUAAUAAUGGGUGACGCCACCUAUGGCUCGUGUUGCGUCGACGACUACACGGCCAGAGCUUUGAUGUGUGACUUGCUGGUUCACUACGGCCACAGCUGUCUAAUACCGCUGCAAGUUACCAAUUCCACCUCUAAUAGCGACGCCAAGCCGCUUCAGACUUUAUAUGUGUUCGUUGACAUCUCCAUUAACGUUCAGCACUUCGUAGACUCUGUAAAGUUGACGUUUGACGAUUUUGAAAACACAAAACUCGCUCUGGUUGGAACAAUACAAUUUUCCUCUUCCUUGCGGGCGUCCGCCCAGCUGUUAAACCAGGUCUAUAAAACACCUGUUUGGAUACCACAAAAAAAGCCGUUAUCACCUGGGGAAAUAUUGGGAUGUACAUCACCAGUGUUGCCGGCAAGACCAAACGCAUCAAUCAAGUCAAGCUGUGGCGCGCAGAAAGCCUGCUCCGCCGACCUGGGCUCCGACGGUCAUCUCUGCACCUGCGGACAAUCCACUUCGAACGAAAGGCACUACAGCUGCAGCAGCCCUGAUAGCGCGUUUGACGCUAUUGUCUAUCUAGGCGACGGCCGCUUUCACCUAGAAUCCAUGAUGCUCUCCAAUCCCAACGUUCCUGCCUAUCGCUACGACCCAUAUUCUAAGGUGUUUACAAUCGAGAAGUACAACUACCCAAAGACGCUCGAAUUACGACUUCACUCGGUCAAUUUGGCCAAAACAACUUUGAGUCAGAACAGAAACGCUGGUCCGCUUCGAACACCAUUCAAACAGGCCCAUUUCGCUAAGGUUGCCAUCAUACUUGGAACGCUUGGAAGGCAAGGCAAUAUAGCCCUCCUGGAAAGAUUGGAAGAAAUGCUUUGUGAAAAGGGCAUUGCGUACGUUGUUGUUCUGUUGAGCGAAGUGCUUCCCGCCAAAUUAGAGCUUUUCGAUCGGUCUAUCGAGGCCUGGAUACAAAUUGCUUGCCCGAGGCUGUCCAUCGACUGGGGAUCUUCGUUUAAAGCGCCGCUACUCAAUCCCUAUGAGGCGAUGGUCGCUUUCGGUAACCAGCCUUGGAAAGACACCUACCCGAUGGAUUAUUAUUCAAAAGACGGCGGCAGUUGGUCUGUAUAUUAUUCUCCUGGUUCGAAAAAAUAA
Messenger RNA from Schistocerca gregaria, 1724 nucleotides. Its product is annotated as 2-(3-amino-3-carboxypropyl)histidine synthase subunit 1-like. NCBI's taxonomy places the organism in Eukaryota, Metazoa, Arthropoda, Insecta, Orthoptera, Acrididae. Gene Ontology annotation, molecular function: 2-(3-amino-3-carboxypropyl)histidine synthase activity. Gene Ontology annotation, biological process: protein histidyl modification to diphthamide. The record is from RefSeq and is a predicted model, not a curated record. The coding region runs from base 192 to 1724 and encodes 510 amino acids. The transcript has 2 exons.